CCAGACGGCGAGCAGCUGCCGCCCUCGCCUUCGUCGGGUGCAGGCCCUGCAUCUUCCUAUCAACGCUUCCGAUUGCAAGCACCAGAAGUUCACAACGGUUGCCAUUCCCUUACUCUCUCAACCAGGUUUGGCUCCUACCAUUCUCAUCCGCCAUUCUGCCUUGCCGUUGGCGGUGCCGUUUUCAGUUUUCGUGUACUUUUCAGGUUCUUUACCAAUUCAUGGUCGGUUCCAUUCAUUGCAAUCUGUACCUCCGAAACUGUAUUUUUGAGCUCUGCGGUAUGGUCAGAAAAUUUGGAGUUUCUAUUGUUUCUUUUCCUUCCCCGAACUCUAUCAAUGAGAUACCUAAUUCGAUUUGGCCGGCUCAAGAUACGCUUUGCCUGUUGAAUCUUGGUUGACUGAACAAGCGAAGCACUUUUGGUUGAUAUCUAAGGUUGAAGUAGCCAAUCAUUGCUCAUUUUUUGCAAAUUACCGAUAUCUGAAGUGUUGGAAUUUCUGGUUUGUUCUUCCCCUGCUGUAAAUCUCUCGUUUCUUUUCCGCGUGAAACCCUUGCGAGCUAGUCUUGAUUAGUAUGUUGUGUGAAUUGCAGUUUCAUUACUCCUGCAGUGCAUAGUUGUAUUUUCGUGACCAGGGAAAGAUCUGGAUGAAAACAUCUUUGAUUGGGUACGAAAGCCAGAGUACUAAGACGUGGGAAAGCAAAAGGUUCUGGUGAAGUUGCUAAUGCACCUGGAAGAGGGUUGAGACAAUUCAUUUUCUGGUUUUGAUUCAUAGGGAGCUUGUAUUUUGUCAGCCAUGUCCAAGGAAAAUGAUGCAUGCAUCACGACUUACAUCGUAGAGACUCAAUCCACUAUCAAACGGGAAUGCUCCCAGUUAAAAAAGAAGAGGAAAAAGAAGCAGCUAAAGAGGUCAUGGGAUGCAAGUGGUGAUUCCCUGCCUAAUGAUUUUCUGCCAGAAAAUGCUUGUGGUAGAAAGGGAAGUUGUAUCAAUGAGGCAGGAGUCGAUGCUAAUUCAAAUGAAAGUUUUGAAAGGACAAAUGAUAUACAAUCAGUUACCUUACUGGAGGAAAUGAAGAAACCGAAGAAGCACAAGAAAGGUUUGAAUAAUUUGCAGCCUGCUAUAUUUCAUAAAUCACAAGAGGAAGGACAGCUUGAAAAGGCAGGGAACGUUAGCAGUGAUUCUCUGGCUGACAUUUCUGCAAUAGAGAAUGGUUCUGCUGAAUCAGUUGUUUAUGUCAAUCCAGUUGAAGUUGGAGCUCAAUCAAAUAUAGAUUCAAUUACCACUGGUGAACUGAUUACCUUAUCGGAAGUAGUAAAGCGACGAAAGAAGAAGAAGAAGAAAGAUUUGAACAGUCCCAGGCCUGCCAAAUUGGUUACCUCAAAAGACGAGAAACAGGUUGAGAUGAUACAGAAAUUUAGUAGUGAUUCUCAGGCUGGUAUUUCUUCAACAGAGAAUAAUGUCGAUGGAACCGUUAGUCAUGUUAAUGAGGAUAACAUUGAUGCUAAAUCAGAGAAAGACUUGAUGACUACACAGGCUACAGAACCAGCUAAUUUCCAGGAGGGAGGAAAGAAAAAGAAGAAGCGGAAGAAAGGUGUGAACAGUUCCCAACCUGCCGAGUUACUUUCACAAAACAGUGGAUGCCAUGAGAAUGCACAUAAAAUUGGCAUUGAUCAGGAUAUCAUUUCAGCAACAGAGAAUGCAACCAAUGAAAAAGAUAGUUAUGUUGAUGAGGUCCAAGUGGAUAAUAACUCAAGAAAUGGCUUGAGCAAUCUAGAGGCUGAAGAACUCGGUACCUGUCAGGAGGGAGAAAAGAAAAAGAAGCGGAAGAAAGCUCGGGAUAGUUCACAGCCAACAAAAUUGAUUUCAUCACAAGUGGAGGGACAGUUGGAAAAGAUAGAGAAUUCUAGCAGCUACUCUCAGCUUGAAAUUUCUGGAACAAAGAAUACUAUCCGUGAAGCAGGUAAGCAUGUCGAUGAUGCUGAAGUUGAUGCUACACCAAAGAUAGAUUUGAGUGCUACACAUGCUACAGAGUCAGCUACCUUACACAAGGAAGGAAAGGGAAAAAAGAAAAGGGGAGAUUCAAGUAAUCCCCAUUCCUCAGAACUAAUUGCAUCACAAGAGGAAGGGGCAUUUGAGAGUAUGCAGAAUGUUGGUAGUGAUCCCCAGGCAGAUCUUUCUGAAACAAAGAAUAUCUCUAUCAGUAAAAAUAGUUGCAUUCAUGAUACUGGAAUUGAUGCCAACCCUACAGAAGAUCUGAAUAGAUCUCAGUCGAUCAUGUUAGUUGAAUUGCAGGAGGGAGGAAAGAAACGGAAGAAGAAGCAAGAAAAACAUUUGAACUGUUCACAUCCGAUGCAAUUGCCUACUUCAGAUGAAGAAGGAAAGACAAAGAAGAAGCGGAAGAAAGAUUCAAGUAGUUCGGGUCCCAGAGAGAUGCAUGAAUCACACGAAGAAAGAGUUGCUGCGAAAAUGAUUUGUUUGAAGAAUGAUACAUGUCUGGAUAAUUGUCUUAAGGAGAACAUUCCAGAAGUACGCAAAGUGAAAAAGAAGCAGAAGCUGAUGGCCAAGGAUGGGAUCAUUACUGCUGAGGGUAAAGAAGGUGGUCAUGCAGAUGAUGCUAUUAACACUUCGGUAGAGGCGAAGGACAAUAUUGGGGUCAUACAAGCAGGAAUUGGUUCUCUAAUACAUGCAACUGAUGUGCUAACAGAUAAGGAUGACUUUGGCGAACCUGGUUCUCUUUCUGUUGAACUUACGCAUGCCAAUGAGAUUCUAAACAAAGACGAAGUAAGACUAAGUAGUAUGAAAUCAAUAAAGUAUGGUGGACCUACAGAGCCUGGUACCGAACGCAUUACUGGGGAUGAAAAACCACAAAGGGGCCAUUCAGAUGAAAAACAUCCCAACAAACACAUGGAGGAUGUGCUGAUUGGAGAACAAGCUCGAGAACAUUCUCCUUUGAUCAAGCCUGACAUCUUGACAGGCAGUGCCUCAUUUAACUGUUCAAAAGAGGUUGCCAUUUGUGAAGAACUUGAGAGGACAUCUGAAAGAGGGAAUGAAGUAACGGGGCAAAGUUCAGAGAAUUGCUCAAAUUGCAAUAACUCAGGAGAGCAUUCUACAUCAGUGAAGGGAUUGGAAAUGACCAUAGGGAAGAAGGCCGAAUCUAAUUUUUCUGACAUUGAUAUCUCACUAGAGGAAAGCAAGAUGCCAACAAAAAUUAUGAAUGAAGUCAAUGUGGAUGUUCCUACUGAAAGGGGCAGCAUUCCACGAGCACCAAAGAUUCCAAUGAAAGGACCUCCUAAUGCAGGUGCUGCCAAAAAGCUCCUUAUCCUUGAUGUGAAUGGGCUUUUAGCAGAUAUCAUUCCUCACUCGCAGCGCCCAACAUCACGUAAGCCUGACUUUCACCUCAGGCAAAAAUCAGUUUACCGAAGGCCGUACUGCGUAGAUUUUCUCAACUUCUGCUUCAAGUAUUUUGAAGUUGGUGUUUGGUCAUCUAGAAAGAGGGUUAACUUGGAUGAAGUUGUUAAGUUUCUCUUUGGAAGUUCUAAACGUGAUUUGCUCUUCUGUUGGGACCGAUCAUUCUGCACCAUCGUAGGCGUGGCCACCAUCGACAAUCCAGAAAAACCCCUAGUUUUAAAAGAGUUGCAGAGACUCUGGGGGGAUUGGAAGAAAUGUCCUUGGAGAAGGGGUUACUUUGAUGCAUCAAAUACAUUAUUGUUGGACGAUUCACCAUACAAGGCUUUACGCAACCCGGUGCACACUGCUAUAUUUCCCCAUUCAUAUAAGUGUACUGAUGAUGAAGAUUCUGCAUUAGGGCCAGAAGGUGACAUUCGUAGAUAUCUGGAGCGGUUGAUUGAAGCGCCCCACGUUCAGGAGUUUGUAUCACAAAAUCCAUUUGGUCAAAACCCAAUCAGAGCAUCUGACCCUUCUUGGCCCUUCUAUCGCAAGAUCAUAAUAGGUGGUAACUAACAGGCAUUGGAGCUGCUAGCUUCCCUGUGCAUCAUUUUUGUGCCAGAUUUUUGGGGGUGCGAAUUGUUGUGUCAUGUACUAUUAAGUUUAUUAAAUGUUUUCAGUUUCAUUCAUUUCUUUGGUAGUUAGUUAACAUAGAGGGAGAUGGAUAUCAUAUAUCUACUAGUUUUGUACGGACACGUUGCCUGGGUGAAUUUCCUUUUUUAUUAUUUUAUAUUUUUAGUUUAUUUUCUUAAGUUUAUAUCUGCUUAGAUAUUCUAAAUUGUUAUGUAUUGUUGGAUAUUUUUCACAAAAUAGUUAUGGUUUCUCGUGUAUUAUAAUAACUUUUCGGUACAAUUUACCAUUUCAAUAUAAUCUUUGGUAUUAUCCAUUGUUAUCAAGCCCGAGGUAGUCGGCCGGACUGGUAAAACCGCCACCUGGCUAUCAAAAUGGCUCGACACAGCUAUUUAGCCGGAACGGGAUUUCGGGGCGAUAGGCGAGCGGCCAAGUCAGUUAACCACUCGCGCAGUUUGAGUCGAACACCUGGCUUUCCAUUUAGGCCGGUUGUUUUUUUAGUAAUAUAUAUAUAUAUAUAUAUAUAUAUAUAUAUAUAUGAACUUAAAGGAAAGUGGAAAUUGCCAAGCUGUCAAACAACCCUAAUUUUUGAAUUCAUUCUCUUCGCCUCUCGUGCAAACUAAACGGACAGAAGGAGCGCAGCUUCCGUCGCUAGCACCCAUCGCCAGUCCCCGUCGCUCAGUCCCCAUCGAUAGAACCAAGAGGUGACCUCGAACUCUUCGUCCCCCAUCAAUUUUGUUGAUUUGGAAGCACUGCUCAUCGAAUUGGCGGGCUCUCUUGUCGGCGAACCAAGUGACGACGAGCACCCAUCAAUCUGUUCGUCCUCUCUCCCCUGUGACGACGACGACCCAGCUAUGAGAUGACCCAACUCUUCGUAAUCCUACUGCUGCCUCUCCUUCCAGUCGGUGCCGACCUGUCUGCCCUGCCCCUUUUCGUUCAAGUUGCACGAAAUAGAGCAUUGAAAUGAAUGAGAAGGAAAUCUCAGAGAGGGGGGGACGAGGGGCGCCGCUAGGUUUGGGGAUUCUUUUGUUAUUCAAUAUAUACUAGCUUUUACCCAACAUAUUGGUCGGAUGAAUUUUAUUUUAUUUUGUAUUAUUUAUGUGUAUUAAUUUAUUUAUAUUUUAUUUAAGGAUCAUUUAUAUAGAUUAUACGUGAUUUGAAAGUAAUACUUGUGGUACUCAUUAUUGAUUCAAUCGUAUUUUUGUUGAUAUGCUCAUCCUAACUUAAUGUUUUAUAUUUUUUUUCAUAUCUUAGUAUAAAUUUUUACCUUUCUU
Messenger RNA from Linum trigynum, 5282 nucleotides. Lineage: Eukaryota; Viridiplantae; Streptophyta; Magnoliopsida; Malpighiales; Linaceae. The record is from the annotation of a GenBank genome assembly.